AUGAAGCAGAACUCCUCGAGGUUAUGUGUCGCUUGUGCGCGUGGGGCAUGGAGGGGAGGUCAUAUCCACGCUGCCUCCUGUAGUCUAUAUCCGCGAGAUUCCAUACGGCAAAUACAUCGUCAUGCUGUGAAGUGCGGCUCGCGAAGUCCGUUGUACUAUAAUUCCUUAGCUAUUCAUCGUGGCGCGCACACGGGGGCCCGCAUCUCGCCGCUGCAGCAGCCCGCCAGGCUGCUUGCGACGGCUGCAGAAUCUGGGCGCGAUACGACUGCUUCAUCAAGCGGUCCCAUAGCAGAGUACGAUCGAAGGGUUCAGGCAGAGCUCCUCCGCGAUGAUCCCUACCAGCGAACCAUCAUCCAGUACCUCCAGACCCUGCAUGACAUGCUGAAAACGUACAAUCCUCCCCCAGUCGUCCAUCCCCCUAUCGACAGCCUGCAAGAACAGCCCAAGACCUCCUUUUUCGGCUCCUUGUUUGGCCGGAGUAGUCGUCCCGCCCCGUCGGUCACCAUCCCUCCGAACCUCCCGAAAGGUCUGUACAUGUAUGGAGACGUGGGCUGCGGGAAGACCAUGUUGAUGGACCUCUUUUACGACACCAUUCCGUCGAAUAUCCCGUCCAAGAAGCGGAUACACUUCCACAAUUUCAUGCAAGAUGUGCAUCGACGGUUGCAUGCGGCCAAGACCCGCCAUGGAGCUCACUUCGAUGCCUUGCCGCUGGUGGCGGCCGACAUUGCCCAGUCCGCCAGCGUGCUCUGUUUCGAUGAGUUCCAGUGCACUGAUGUGGCCGAUGCGAUGAUUCUGAGAAGACUCCUUGAAUCCUUGAUGUCUCACGGUGUGGUGGUGGUCACAACGUCCAAUCGACAUCCAGAUGACCUGUACAAGAACGGCAUCCAGCGCGAGCACUUCAUCCCCUGCAUCAACCUGCUGAAGACCGUGCUGGAGGUGCUCAACCUCAACUCCGACACCGAUUACCGCAAGAUCCCCCGUCCUCCGUCGGGCGUCUAUUAUCACCCGCUGGACCUGGGAGCGGCCCACCAUGCCGACAAGUGGUUUGAGUAUCUGGGGGACCCUGUCAACGACCCGCCGCACCCGGCCACGCACGAGGUCUGGGGACGGACGAUCGAGGUCCCUCUGGCCAGCGGCAAGGCCGCGAGAUUCACGUUCCAGCAGCUCCUGGGCCGAGCGACCAGUGCGGCAGAUUACCUGGAACUGGUGAGGCACUAUGACGCUUUCAUUGUGACGGACGUGCCGGGCAUGACUCUGAACCAGCGCGAUCUGGCGAGGAGAUUUAUUACGUUUGUCGACGCGGUGUAUGAGAGCAAGGCCAAACUCGUCCUGACAACCGCCGUCCCACUGCAAAACCUAUUCUUGUCCGACGAGGAAAUCAAGACCUCUCUGAGCGAGUCCUCCGCCUCCAAGGGCGAGGAGGACAUGGACCUGCCACCGGAAAUGCGCAAUCUGAUGGACGAUCUCGGCCUGAGCAUGGCGGCGCUCAAAUCGAGCUCGAUCUUCAGCGGCGACGAGGAGCGGUUCGCGUUUGCGCGCGCGCUCUCGCGCCUGUCGGAAAUGGGCAGCAAGCAGUGGGUUGAGCGGGGGAUGGGCGUGGGGAUGAAUGUGCAAGAGGGUAAGGAAGACCACGAGGCGUGGAGGAAGACGCGUAGUCGAUGGAGGGAGGAUAAUAGAUCGAUAGACAGAGCAACUAAAAUUACCGUACGAUAG
Messenger RNA from Rasamsonia emersonii CBS 393.64, 1713 nucleotides. RefSeq names its product Mitochondrial ATPase (Afg1). The transcript has 5 exons. Gene Ontology annotation, molecular function: ATP hydrolysis activity; ATP binding. The record is from RefSeq and is a predicted model, not a curated record. NCBI's taxonomy places the organism in Eukaryota, Fungi, Ascomycota, Eurotiomycetes, Eurotiales, Trichocomaceae. Gene Ontology annotation, biological process: protein quality control for misfolded or incompletely synthesized proteins. The coding region runs from base 1 to 1713 and encodes 570 amino acids. Gene Ontology annotation, cellular component: mitochondrion; cytoplasm.